Coffea eugenioides is the source of this 1617-nucleotide messenger RNA. RefSeq names its product protein ASPARTIC PROTEASE IN GUARD CELL 1-like. The record is from RefSeq and is a predicted model, not a curated record. Gene Ontology annotation, biological process: proteolysis. NCBI's taxonomy places the organism in Eukaryota, Viridiplantae, Streptophyta, Magnoliopsida, Gentianales, Rubiaceae. Gene Ontology annotation, molecular function: aspartic-type endopeptidase activity. The coding region runs from base 80 to 1507 and encodes 475 amino acids. The transcript has a single exon.
CCCAAGCUCAUCUCCCAAACUUCUCAUCACUUGUCUUCUUUGUUUGUUGUCUGCUGCGGCAAAAACCACAAACAUUUACAUGGCUCGAAAAGCUCCAAGCCCAUUUCCGUCCAUUAACAUCUUCAUCAUCCUCUUCUUCUUCUUCUUCUCCUUCACCCUCAGUCCUUUUUCACCUCAAGUGGUGUCUGCUUCAGUUUUCAAGAGACUUCGACUCUUGUCAACAGAAGAAACUCAGCCCACCUCCACCUCCUCCGUUUUGUCCCUCUCCCUGCAUCCGCAUUCAUCCGUCAUAAAGCCGCCAUACGACAGCUACUCCGACCUCGUACUCUCCCGGCUCGCAAGUGACCGGGCCCGAGCCGAGGUCAUCAACUCCAACAUUGAGCGGGCUCUCUCCGCCUUCAACCGCCCUCAUGGCGUCAAACCCGACGUCCAAGUCCAACCGGAGGACCUCGAAGCUCCGCUAACUCCAUCUGGCGGAGGGUACGUAGCUCGCGUCGGAGUGGGCCAACCCGUGAAAGAAUACUACCUGAUAGCGGAUACGGGUAGCCAAAUCAACUGGCUCCAAUGCCUGCCCUGCGGCCAGUGCUACCCCCAAACCGACCCGAUCUUCGACCCAUCCGGAUCCUCAUCUUAUAGCCCUUUGUCCUGCACAUCGCAGCAGUGCACCGCCUUGAGCCGCCAGAAUUACAAGUGCGGCCGAAACAACACUUGCAUCUACGGAGUGUUGUACGGGGAUAAUUCCGUCAGUAUUGGAGAAUUUGCCACUGAAACGGUGUCGUUCGGGAAUUCGGGUUCGGUUCAGAAAGUGGCUAUCGGGUGCGGACACGAGAAUCAAGGCCGAUUUGGCAAGGCAGCUGGCAUACUUGGCCUUGGGGGCACUGCUGUAGGCUUUCCUUCUCAAAUUCAGGCGAAGUCUUUCUCCUACUGCCUCGUGGAUUUGGACUCCAGCUCGUCCUCGACUCUCGAGUUUAACUCAGCUCCACCCGGUGACUCAAUCCUCGUUCCCUUGAUUAUGAACCCAAAAUUUGAGAUUUAUUACUACGUGGAACUCACUGGGAUCACUAUUAAUGGAGAACAAGUGCCCAUUCCUGCAUCGGAUUAUCAAAUAGGCGAAGAUGGGCGUGGGGGAAUCAUCGUCGACUCGGGUACCACCAUCACGGCGUUGCCAGCUCAGGUAUAUAACUCGGUCCGCGACACCUUUGUUAAGUACGCUAAAAACUUGCCUCCCGCCGCUGGAAUCGGUGAUCUCGACACUUGUUAUGAUCUAUCCUCUACGCCCACCAGAGAUGGCUUCCCAAUGAUGUCGUUUCAGUUCUCCGGGGGCAAGACGCUGCCGCUGAAACCUCAAAAUUACCUGUUUCGUGCUGGUUCCGACGGCACGUUCUGUUUGGCUUUUAAGACCACUUCUCAAAGUGUCUCGAUAAUCGGCAACACGCAGCAGCAGGGGUUUCGGGUUACUUACGACCUUGCCAACAAGAUGUUUGGUUUCAGCCCAAAUAAAUGUUAAAAAGCAUAUAGGUGUUGAUUUGAUUUCAACCCAAAUAAAAUGCUGUUUAUGAAAACAUGCUUCUAAUAUUGCUUAAACAAUAACAUGGGUACUUGGUAAUCUCUUUAUUA